Molecule: messenger RNA, 300 nt
Organism: Fulvia fulva
Lineage: Eukaryota; Fungi; Ascomycota; Dothideomycetes; Mycosphaerellales; Mycosphaerellaceae
Exons: 2
Coding region: 1-300 (99 amino acids)
Source: RefSeq, a predicted model, not a curated record
AUGUUCGCAGCACCACUCACGUAUCCAGUACCACUCGAUAAAAUGCCGAAGCACACCAAGACCUUCGAGGCCAGCAAGAAGUGCCAGCAGGAUGCCUCCAUGAAGGCAGCUUUCGAGAGCAAUGAGCAACACGACCACUUACCAUCGGAGAAGACCUGGAGAGGAAGUUGGCUUCUGAUGUGGCUGGACAAGCACCCAUCUAGCGAAUCUCUCUGGAGCAGGACAAGGCAUCGCCGAAGUGAUGGCCAGAGCACAGAUGAAAGAACAUACCAUGAGCUGGCCAGAGGUCGAGCAGUCUAA